AUGUACCAAGAUUUCACGUGGGGAAACGCCCCUCUUUCGUCGCUCGAGUCCGUGCUGGGACUUUGCAGUCUCUACUUGUGCACACUGGUUUGUGUUGACUACGUGGUCCCACGAAGCGGCUUCGAUUUGACGAAGGUCGUUAUCAUUCACAACCUUGUGUUGAGUAUGGCAUCAGCUAUUUUGUUUGUGGGCUGCGCUGCAGAAGUUGUGAGCAGAGCAACGGCAGAAGGCACUCUUCAAUGGCUGUUCUGUGAGCACGUGACACAUGCAGAAGGCCCAUUAUAUUUCUGGUCAUAUCUCUUCUUUGUGCUGGAUGCAUCCUUCUCCGUUGCAGCGCUCAUCAGGUUGGAGAUGAUUGGUGAUUAUGUUCUUUUUCGAGUUCGAGGUUUACCUGUCAGUUGGGUCUUCUUCCCUGAGGUACGUUCCUGCAGGUUGCGGAAUGCGCGGAGAUUCGCAGCCCAAAGAAGAGCUUUGAUUCUGAGGAAGUGA
Molecule: messenger RNA, 489 nt
Organism: Symbiodinium pilosum
Lineage: Eukaryota; Dinophyceae; Suessiales; Symbiodiniaceae
Source: the annotation of a GenBank genome assembly